CGGAAGCAGUAUAACUUGAGCCGUAGAUUGCUAUUUUGCUACUCACAUUUUGCCUGGACUUGGCCUGGCUUUACCGAAAUGAACUGCAUGCUGCGAGGCUUCGCAAUUUUGGGCUUGCUCUGCUUCAACGCCGUAGUAUCUUCUGCGAGGACUCUGCACGCUGCAGACACCAACGUCGCUGUGAUUCAGGCGGCGGACACGGAUGUCGACGUGGGCUCAGAUGUGGGCUCAUGGUGGGGCAGGCGCGUGGAGGUGCUUCUGGCGGUCAUGAGCCGCUGCCCCGACGGCAGGCGUGCAGAGGCGCGCAUCAACGAGGUCCUGGCCAAGGUCCACUCCAUCGCCGACGUGCGCCUCAUGUACAUCGCCGCCAAGAACGAGUCCGCGCAGCCGCUGGGCGUCACCUGCAAGCACGGCGACCUGGAGUGCGCCGGCAAUGCGCAGCAGCUGUGUGCCGCCUACUACGGCCGCCACGGCCACAGCUCCGGCACCACUGGCGGCGACCCGUGGACCCGCGGCUGGGACUUCAUCAUGUGUCAGAACAAGUCGCCGGCUGACAUCGGGACUGAGGAACUGGCGGAGCGGUGCUUGCAGGAGGCUGGCUUCACUGAGCACCGCGCCAACCUGACCCGGGCUUGCUGGAACGGACCCGAGGCUGGCCCCAUCCUGCGUAAAUCGGCCGCCGAGGCCCUCCGCCGCAAGGCCUACAAAUCCGCCACCAUCUUCAUUGGCGGCGCUUACCGCUGCACUCACGAUGACGCGCAGUGGUACGACUGCCCCGGCGGCUCCGAGGUGGACGACUUCGUGGCCACAAUCUGCGCCACCUACUUCCGCUACACCAGCAUGUGGCCUGAGGAGAUCUGCGGGCCCGAGCCCCCCGACGUAUCGCCCACCGCAUGAGCCUGAAAAGCAUGUGGGGCUGUUGGCUGGUUGCGUGCACCUGGGCUGUGUGCGGCUUGGCGCGCUGGGGGGCAGCAGCCAGGCCCUCGGGCUGUCGCGAGCUGGAGGCUCUUCUUCGCCGCGCAUUCCCAAUGUUGUCGGGACAUAGAGAUGCGCACGUUGUAACACGUGAGAAAA
This is a messenger RNA of Chlamydomonas reinhardtii, 1074 nucleotides long. RefSeq lists its product as uncharacterized. Bases 79 to 897 code for a protein of 272 amino acids. The transcript is spliced from 7 exons. Gene Ontology annotation, molecular function: oxidoreductase activity, acting on a sulfur group of donors, disulfide as acceptor. The record is from RefSeq and is a predicted model, not a curated record. Lineage: Eukaryota; Viridiplantae; Chlorophyta; Chlorophyceae; Chlamydomonadales; Chlamydomonadaceae.